AUGCGAACUGUUGAAAAACCUGAAUUAGUUGUCCAUUUCUUCAAGUCUAUCGGAUUCACAGAUGCACAAAUUCAAUCUACUGUUCAUUCUGUCCCACGAAUCCUUAUUGCCGAUGUCGAAAAGACACUCAAGCCAAAGAUUCAGCUAUUUCAAGAAUUGGGUAUCACUGGUUCUGAUCUGUGUAAGCUUAUGUCCUCACACGCGAAUUUGUUAACACGUAGUGUGGACAAAGCAAUAAAGCCUUCCAUUGAAGUUCUCAACAAAGUCCUUAUAAAUGGUACUGAUAAUGGUGGUUUGUUCCGGGCUCUGCAAAGGUCUUUGGUUAUUCUGAGAUCACCUCACUUGAGACUGAUUCCUAAUAUUUCAUAUCUAGAGAGCAUUGGAGUUGUUGGGUCUCGACUAUCAUAUCUUUUGAAGAAUCAAGCUCGUCUUUUUGCUGUGCCUGAAUCUGAGCUUAAAAAGCGUGUUUCUAAACUUCUGGAUAUUGGGUUUUCUACUAAUUCAAGAAUAUUUUUGCAUGGCCUUUGUACUCUAGGUAGUAUUACUCAUGAAACUUUUUUGUGA
Molecule: messenger RNA, 564 nt
Organism: Lycium ferocissimum
Lineage: Eukaryota; Viridiplantae; Streptophyta; Magnoliopsida; Solanales; Solanaceae
Exons: 2
Coding region: 1-564 (187 amino acids)
Biological process (GO): regulation of DNA-templated transcription; chloroplast organization
Cellular component (GO): chloroplast
Molecular function (GO): double-stranded DNA binding
Source: RefSeq, a predicted model, not a curated record